This is a messenger RNA of Dermacentor andersoni, 1410 nucleotides long. The record is from RefSeq and is a predicted model, not a curated record. Lineage: Eukaryota; Metazoa; Arthropoda; Arachnida; Ixodida; Ixodidae.
AUGGUGCACCUCAUCCGCAUUCUCUGUCCUGCCUUCUGCAUCGCGUGUGCCGCAUCUAUGGCCAAGGGCAACGCCCGUCGGGAUGACGGCUACGACGGCGGAAGCGUCCCGGAACCAAAGGCGUAUCGCUACAGCGCUGUCAACGCGGAUGGAUACAAGCAAGCCCUUAAGCAGCCGAGCCAUCCUCAACUGCGGUACGUGUUGGACAUUGCAAACGAGCAUAUCUGGUACAAUAAAAGUGCAGUAAAAAGUCGCACAAACCAGCAUCGCUUGCACGCCAAGGACACCCUCAGGUUGCCGAAAAUGAACUUGCGUGCCCGCACUAUGGCUACUAGUAACUCAACGGACAGCUUCGAGAGCCUCGCCAUCACUAAGCACACUAAGCGGCCUACCGAAACUGACUGCUGCUACCAGAUGACAAACUCGGAUCCGUGGGUACCACUCCUGGCUCUAUGCAAACGCCCCAAGCCUGUCGACUUCCUGAACGUCAUUCAUGAAGACUGCCAGGCUACCAUGCUGAGCUGGGAUGAGCCCGGUGGCGGGCAUGUGUUUCGCGUGCUUGGAAGCCAAGGAGACCAGCUUGUGCGCGUGCUUCGGCUGCGUGAGACGGAGGUCCCUUGGCAUACAUCCCGUCUGAGAGUUGCCAGAGAACUAAGCAAUCUCAAGGACAGCGUGGACAACCGGACGUCCGCAUUUUUUGUGGACGCGAGAACCAGUCUCGUUAGGGACAUAUAUCCGAGACUGUUAACAAGUGCGAAAGAGCAGCAAGACGAUCAGUUUCUCCUGUGCUCGGCUUCCACAUCUCCAGAGGAACCGGAACCGGUAGCCGACUACUUGGUAACAGAGAUGCAGCCGGACUGGAGGCCCCUCCCGAAUUACAAGCUGAACAAUCCAAACCAAGCGCUAAGCGUGCUCGGUCAGGCGUGCUGGGCACUGGCAGUGGCCGAAGCCGAACUGGAACUGGAACAUCGCCUACCGCGAGUCGGCGCCGUGCUGGUUCGCCCUACGCGGUCACCCCGUGUCGAGUUUACGCUGCGUGGCCACAUCGUUCGGAUUCCCAGCGCGGGUAUCAAAGUGCGCCUGCAAGGACUACAGCUGGCCAGACUACGCAUAGGAACAAGGGUUGAGUUUACGCAUUUCACACGUUUCCACGAGUUUGUGAGAGCCGAAGACGAGGUCGCCGUGUGCGCCAGGAUCGCCGACCUGCUGAGCAAGAGGCCCACCAAGUUCGAGCCACUGACGAACGUGCUCUGGCUCCAGCAUCUGGCGGACUGGCUGGCAUUACAAUACGCCGAAGCUUCGUCCGUGCUUUCGCAUUGGCAAGGCGUGCUGGCCGCGUCCAGCUCGGCGGAGCAUGCCACAGUGGGGAGCGGUCGUACCUACGCACUUUUUGGAACACCGUCAACUUAA